AUGGACUCGCUGUGGCGGCUGAAGCGGUUCGAUGCCUUCCCCAAGACCCUGGAAGACUUUCGGGUCAAGACGUGCGGGGGCGCGCUGGUGACGGUUGUCAGCGGGCUCAUCAUGGUGCUGCUUUUCUUCUCGGAGCUGCAGUACUACCUCACCAAGGAGGUUCAUCCGGAAUUGUACGUUGACAAAUCAAGGGGAGAUAAACUGAAGAUCAACCUAGAUGUCAUUUUUCCACAUAUGCCUUGUGCUUAUUUGAGCAUCGAUGCCAUGGACGUAGCAGGAGAGCAGCAGCUGGAUGUGGAGCACAAUCUGUUUAAACAACGUUUGGAUAAAGCCGGCAAUCGUGUGACUCCAGAGGCCGAGAGACACGAGCUGGGGAAAGAAGAAGAAAAAGCGUUUGAUCCAAAUUCUUUGGAUGCCGAUCGCUGCGAGAGCUGUUACGGGGCGGAGUCAGAGGACAUUAGGUGUUGUAAUACUUGUGACGAUGUCAGAGAAGCAUACAGGCGGCGAGGCUGGGCCUUCAAGAACCCGGAUAGCAUAGAGCAGUGCAAGAGGGAAGGGUUUAGCCAGAAAAUGCAAGAGCAGAAGAACGAGGGCUGCCAAGUGUAUGGUUUCCUAGAGGUCAACAAGGUAGCUGGAAAUUUCCACUUUGCCCCAGGCAAAAGUUUCCAACAGUCUCAUGUACACGUGCACGCUGUUGAGAUCCAUGAUCUGCAGAGCUUCGGACUUGAUAACAUCAAUAUGACGCACUAUAUCAAACAUCUCUCAUUUGGAAGGGAUUAUCCAGGCAUAGUGAACCCUCUGGAUGGGACGGACGUCACUGCACAGCAAGCUUCCAUGAUGUUUCAGUAUUUUGUCAAAGUGGUCCCCACGGUGUAUAUGAAAGUAGAUGGUGAAGUGGUAAGGACUAACCAGUUUUCAGUCACACGACAUGAGAAGAUAGCCAGCGGGCUACUAGGAGACCAGGGUCUGCCUGGUGUCUUUGUGCUAUAUGAACUUUCGCCCAUGAUGGUGAAGCUGACAGAGAAACACAGGUCCUUUACACACUUUCUGACAGGGGUUUGUGCCAUCGUUGGAGGCAUAUUUACAGUUGCAGGAUUCAUUGACUCCUUGAUCUAUCACUCAGCACGUGCCAUCCAGAAGAAAAUUGAACUUGGGAAGACAACAUAAAUAAGCAACGACCUCACCUCACAAAAAAACCUCUAAGGAGAACUAAACAGGUUUUUUGAAACACAAGUGAUCUUCUGAGUGCACAAGAGAAGAGGUUUGGAAUUACCAGAUGGCCCCAGCUGCUUUUAUGUUACUGUCCCAUCGUUCUUUGUUUGGCAUUAAUUUGUGGAUGGAGCUGCUUGAACCUUGCUGCUAUAAAGAUUAGCCGUCUUGUCUGGCUGUGCAGACCCUACUGUAAAAACCCUUUUGUGUCAGUCCAUAUUCAUACAGUUCCACCUCCCUCCCCAAAAGAGAUGCUGGAGAUACUGCAUUCUUUUUGCCUCCGGGAAUAACGUACUGUGUUGUCAUGAGACCUGGAAUGGAUUGAAGUUGCCAUCAAGCUUUCUAGCAACACCAUCUAGCUUUUUAAAUUUUCUUAAAAAUGUUUCUGAAGGUGCUGAUGCUGUAUGCCAGACCUCUGUGAAAAUGUGCCGAAUCCCAUGCGCUUUCCUUCCAGCUGUCCUGGGCAACGUGGUGAGACCUAGCACUUGGGACAUGCUUACUGUGCCGCAGGGCAUUGCAGUUGCUCCAGAUUGCUCUUCUUACGAAAGAUGCAAGUUGAUGUUUUAGCAAAAAAAGUGUUUGGAGUUUUAAUUGAUUUUUAAAUUGGAUUGUGUUUUUCACUUCCCCUCUGUUUAUAUUUUGAAAUAAAGUCUAUCCUCUGUGUGUUUUGGUAAAGCAUUUGGAAGAAUAAUUAAAUUAUUUGAACUAAUCCUGGUACUGAAUUGGAAAUUAUAAUUAAAAACCACAGCUGCAUUGUGGCAAAGUA
Messenger RNA from Gymnogyps californianus (California condor), 1975 nucleotides. RefSeq names its product ERGIC and golgi 3 (gene ERGIC3). Gene Ontology annotation, biological process: retrograde vesicle-mediated transport, Golgi to endoplasmic reticulum; endoplasmic reticulum to Golgi vesicle-mediated transport. Bases 1 to 1167 code for a protein of 388 amino acids. Gene Ontology annotation, cellular component: Golgi membrane; endoplasmic reticulum; COPII-coated ER to Golgi transport vesicle. The transcript is spliced from 14 exons. The record is from RefSeq and is a predicted model, not a curated record. NCBI's taxonomy places the organism in Eukaryota, Metazoa, Chordata, Aves, Accipitriformes, Cathartidae.